ACGCGCCCGUCAAGAGACGCUUCCGGCCAGUGAAGAAGACGAACUUCCUUUUCCGGGUUAGCUCCCCCACUUUGCACCGUAAGAAACCGCGGCGCGGAUAAAGGGUGCUACGUUUACGGUUUCUCUUUCGCAAAAGAAAGAAGGAGUGAGGAAGGAACAACAGCUUUGUCUUAUGGCUGCUCCAGGAAAAGUGGCAGCUUUCCAUCUGCCUCCCUUGCCAACCAUUGGAGAGAUCAUUAAACUCUUUCGCCUUAAAGCACAGAAACAACUUUCCCAGAAUUUUCUACUGGAUUUGCGAUUGACAGACAAGAUAGUGAAACAAGCUGGCAAUCUGAAAAAUGCCCAUGUUUGCGAAGUAGGCCCUGGGCCAGGAGGAAUUACCAGAUCCAUUCUCAGUGCUGGUGUUCAACAACUCCUUUUAGUUGAAAAAGAUGCUCGAUUUAUUCCAGGAUUGCAGAUGCUGUCUGAAGCAGCUCCAGGAAAAGUGCGCAUUGUUCAUGGAGAUAUUCUGACGUAUAAGAUAGAGAAGGCUUUUCCAAAGCACUUAAAAAAGGACUGGGCAGACGAGCCACCAGACAUACAUAUUAUUGGGAAUCUGCCCUUCAGUGUUUCAACCCCUCUAAUAAUCAAAUGGCUUGAAAAUGUUUCGAAAAAGGAUGGACCUUUUAUUUAUGGCAGGACACAAAUGACGUUGACUUUCCAGAAGGAAGUUGCAGAGAGGCUUACAGCUAAUCCGGGAGACAAGCAACGUAGCAGACUGUCCAUCAUGUCUCAGCAUCUCUGCACUGUUGAAAACUGUUUUGUAAUUCCAGGUCAAGCCUUUGUUCCAAAGCCACAGGUGGAUGUAGCUGUGGUGCAUUUCACUCCAUUGGUGACGCCAAAGAUACAGCAGCCAUUCAAGCUAGUAGAAAAAGUGGUCCAAAGUGUUUUCCAGUUUAGAAGGAAAUACUGCUUCCGCGGAAUUGAGACCUUGUUUCCUGAAGAUGGACGUCUGAAAAGAACAGAACAGCUAAUGAUGACAGCAAAUGUUGAUCCAACUCUGCGUCCUUUUCAGCUCUCCAUGUCACAGUUUAGGAAUCUGUGUGAUACAUACAGGAAAAUGUGUGAUGAAGACCCAAGCCUUUUUGUGUACAGUUACAGAGAAGAACUACGGCAAAAGAAGAUGAGGAAUUUACCUAUAAGUACCAGUGAGCCAGAACAGACUGAAGAGGAGAAUCAGCUGUAACAGCUGUAAUUGCAGCAGACUGGUAUUUUAUUCACUUGUUUUAACUCCUGCUGUUAAUUUGUUAAAAGGAGUCUUAUGUACUCCUACAUCUGUGCAGGUAUGGAAGAAAUACUUCUUAGAAGGUGGUAGAGAGAGAGAGGCUUUCCCAUUUUGUUGACUCCAUUCAGCUGUACACAAAAGUGAUAAUAGCAGUCCAGUUACAAGGUGUCUACAGGUUCCUUUUGCUUCAAGGGAAUGGCUACCAAGAACAAGGUAUGUUGGGAGACAUGCAGUUAACUUGGGAUACUUCUGAAGUAAUUGAAUUUUGUAUGAACAGAAGUGCAUUAUUAAAAUAUAAGAAAAAAUACAUUUCAAACUUCAGUAUCUAAAAGUGCAUUUGGGGUUUUGUGCUUUUUUUAUUCUAGAACAUCCUACUUGUGCAGAGCAAUUUAAAAAAAAAAAAAACAAGUCCAAACUGUUGUGUAAACAUACUCAAGUGACUGACUUAAAGGAGGAUAAAGUGCACAGACUGCCUCAAGGUCUACUAAAAUACUCUUGCCAUUUAUGCAAAAGCAAACAAUUUGGCAUUUAAAGCUCCAGCUAGAGAAAAGCAGCAUGAUAAAAAGUAGAAAACAUGGCUAAGUACAAUAUUUAUUUGUCUUCAACUGUACAGGCUGGUAGAGAAAAUAAAAAUACAGUCAAAUAAAAGAUUACAGGCCAAGCUUUUGUUUGUAUUUACACAUAUGUAUAAAGUAUAAACAGCAUCUUGAAACUUACAAAAAUGAAAUUUCUGCUCUAUUGUGCACUAAAACACAUUAAAAUAACUUAGUUCUGCUUUAAAUAAAGCAAAAAUGAAACACAAAGAAAUAAAUUGCCCACGGCAUUGAAAAAUUUGUUUUGCAAUGCUGCUUUCCAUUGUAAUCCCCUCUGUCACUCACUAGGACAUUUUCCACUUUACUUAAAAUGCUAGUGAGGCCAUCCUUCUCUUCCCCUCCCUAGGAAUCCUACAUCAUCUUAACUGCUUGAAAAGGACAAACUAAUUUACAGACCUUCGUCAACUUAAUCUAUUUUUGAUCCACAAUAAAUUAAAAUAACUUAAGAAUCCUUUACAGCUGUUUUUGUGGAAAAAAUGUAAUAGUGCACAAAAUCAGAUAGUAGUUUUCCUGCAGCUUCCAUG
This is a messenger RNA of Cuculus canorus (common cuckoo), 2381 nucleotides long. It is a transcript of the gene TFB1M, whose product is annotated as transcription factor B1, mitochondrial. The record is from RefSeq and is a predicted model, not a curated record. NCBI's taxonomy places the organism in Eukaryota, Metazoa, Chordata, Aves, Cuculiformes, Cuculidae. Gene Ontology annotation, cellular component: mitochondrial matrix. The coding region runs from base 173 to 1225 and encodes 350 amino acids. The transcript has 8 exons. Gene Ontology annotation, molecular function: rRNA (adenine-N6,N6-)-dimethyltransferase activity; mitochondrial transcription factor activity. Gene Ontology annotation, biological process: rRNA methylation; transcription initiation at mitochondrial promoter.